This is a messenger RNA of Diprion similis, 3081 nucleotides long. Its product is annotated as MAM and LDL-receptor class A domain-containing protein 1-like. Lineage: Eukaryota; Metazoa; Arthropoda; Insecta; Hymenoptera; Diprionidae. The transcript has 9 exons. The record is from RefSeq and is a predicted model, not a curated record. The coding region runs from base 235 to 3066 and encodes 943 amino acids. Gene Ontology annotation, cellular component: membrane.
AUGUCUACCCGGUGUGCUCCGCUGUGUUUAUAGAAGAAUUCUGAUAAAGUAACUGCAGUAGUUGGACCAAGUUGCAUAAUCAAAAUCCAGUGUAUGUUUGUGAAUGUUUCAAGGAUGCGGUGACAAUCAAUUGUCUUAAAUUUGACGAAUUGGUCAUCGUUCAAACAAAUCAGUGUUAUUCCGGUCUCUAAUGCAAAUUGAGAUUAACAGAUUCAACUAAACAAUCGAAUAACGAUGAGACUGUUAGUGCUGAUCUGCUGUUUCUCGAGAGUUCUCACCGCAAAUUGGUACCCAGCUGGUGGUCGGGAAUUGAUACUGGGUGAGCAGGUGGAUCUUGUCGGUGUCGAUGGCGAAUUGCCCGUAGAAAAAUCGACUCCAAACUGGAUGGAAACGACGCGGGCUGAAGAAGUUGAAAGUGUGGGACUGGACAGCGAAGUCAUUCCUAUUCAGCCCCCGCUGGGCACGAUUGAUCCCGUCAUCCCUAGAAUUCCGGUGAACCAAUUGGACCCCGAGAAGCGCAACAGAGCCCGAGAGCCUCCGGACGAAGUUGAACACAUCGAACCAAAGCAAUGGCCAAGUUCCAUCAGACCUCAGGAUAUUCCGGGCCGGGGUUAUCAGACAACGACCCAAUUCUCAACGCCUCGCAAGAACUCAAAUCCCACAACCCUUGCCCAAAGAAAUCCCUCCACGCAGAGGUAUCCACCGGUGACAGAUCCUCCUCCAGCGACCGCAUCCACCGACGAAGUCUUUUGUGAAUUCGGUUCAAACGUCGGACCGACCCUGUGCGAAUGGCAGAAUGGAGACGGUGCUUUACAAUGGAAAGGGGGAACGGGACUCGGGACCAAUUGGCUCGGUGGUCCUCCGGUCGACGCGUCCUUGGGUGGAAGCAUGGAAGGCGGCUACGCCUUUCUCGAGACGUCGCAAACCCCCGCGAAGGACUCGAAGCCCCGAAGUCCUGGGGGUCUUCUUCACAGCCCGCAACUGAGCAGCACAGGUGUGGUUGGGACUUGUUUCACUUUCAAGUACGCCAUGGAUGGCCUUAGCUCUGCUGGAUUGAGGGUCCUGCUCCACAUGGGGUUCGACCCAUAUUCCUUCAAGAAGGAAACGAGGGAUACUGAAAGCGAUCAGGACGAUGACAACUCUACCCUCGUCGUCCCACCCAGACAGCAACCAACCAGCCUCGCCGAAGAGAGGGUCCUGUGGCAUGCGCUUUAUUACACUCUAGGAGUAUGGCAACAGGCUCGUAUCCUCUACACAUUUCCGGACAUCCAUUCGAUUGUGAUUGAAGGUGUUCCAGUCGACGCUGGCGAUCCGUCCAGACUUUAUCGCGGCUAUAUAGCAAUCGACGACAUAGAGUUGCAGCCGGGAAUAUCGUGCGUAGGAUUCUGCAAUUUCGCUGGUGGUUUUUGCGACUGGAGUAACGAUCCCGAGGAUGAUUUCGACUGGACAAUUAGUCGAGGGAGUGCUAACCCGACGACUGGACCAGCAAUGGACAGUUCCAGUGACAGAGCAACCGCCGGUGGCUACGCGUACAUUGACUCAAGUUUUCCCCGGAAGCCUGGUGACACGGCGAAGCUCCUCAGCACAAGUUUCCCUGCGACAUCUCCAGACACUCCGAGCUGCAUGCACUUUUGGUUUCACAUGUUCGGUUCCGGGAUCGGAUACCUGAAGGUCUUCGUCCGGCACUUCCGGAGCCUGGAUGCCCACCUUGAGGAGGUCUGGGGACUCACCGGGAACGCCGGAAACGCCUGGUUCAUGUCAGAGGUGACGAUAAGCUCGCUCGACGAGUAUCAAAUAAUGUUCGAGGCUUCGGUGGGCAACACAGCGAUGGGUGACAUCGCGAUCGACGACGUUGCCUUCACGCCUGGAGCGUGUCCAGUAUCACCCCAAGUCGCUGCACCCAGCAUUCGCGACUGUACCUUCGAGGUCGACGAAUGCGACUGGAUAAACUCACGCGAUCCAGACAGGGUCGAAUGGGAACGGGUCUCCACCCAGGUCCUGAGUCCCAGAAACCAGCGCAAGCCUUACAGCAAUGGACACACCGUCAGCAGACGCAACGAGUUCUUCUUGGGCCUCGGAAGGUCCAGAGGAGGAUCUCGAAGCGGAGGUGGAGGAACGGCUCAGCUUAUCAGUAGAGAGAUGAAGGGCUCGGAGGACCCGUUGUGUAUCACAUUCUGGUACUUCAUGUUCGAGUCCUUCAUCGACUCCACCGGGCCUAGCUUAGGUGUGCUCAGAGUCUCUGUUCAGGCGGUUGGCGAUGCUUCGUCCGAGUCCAGGCCAAUCUGGCAACUUUACAACAAUCAAGGACCGACUUGGAGUUACGCUCAGGCUAAAAUCGAGGAGAAAAAGAAUUUCAACAUUAUAAUUGAGGGUACUUGGGGACCCAAUAGAGCUAGCGGCAGCAUGGCGGUCGACGACAUCGCGUUCUACGUUGGAGGUUGCACAGUUAUUCCUGCAAGUGCUACUGUCAUGGGGGAAGACUGCAGCUUUGAAAGAGGGCUUUGCGGCUGGGAGAAUAUCACUUCUUCGGGUAACGAUAGGACUGUCUCUUGGCAGCGGGCUUUCGUGACUCAUCGGCCUGCCCAGCUCUUGGACAAGACCUUCGGAGCGACCGGAGACUUUGUGUUCUUUGACAUAUUUACCACGAAUCAAAAAUUAACCGAGGUCCGGCUGCGUUCACCGAUUAUUAAUCCAACUACCGAACAGGAAGCUAUUUGUUUCACAUUCUGGUUCGCCGCUUUCGGCGUCGAGGAAUCCACCACCCUACGCGUUAUCAGGAUGCCCGUUGACGAGAACGGAGAUGAAAACGGGAACGGAAAUGGCAGCGGAAACGGAUACAACGGGAAAGAGCCGCUCUGGUCACUUACGGCCAAAGGAUUCAACAAUCCUCGCCCAGUUUGGACGGCUGCUCAAGUUACCGUUGAAAAUCGUUCACCCUACAGAUUGGUACUCGAAGGCAGUGCAAGUAACGGAGGAUUCGCCGUCGACGACAUCAAGUUCCAACCUCAAGCUUGUACAAUUCGUCCGGCAAGUGCUCAGCCAGUUAUCAAGAAUGACGAGAAUUGAUUUUCAAUCGUGAAU